AUGCCAGAAAGGGGGUUGGACUCUGGACCCAUUAUGGUUGCUUUGAAACUAUACAUCAGUUAUGCUUGGAGCCUUAGAGCUGGCCUGCUCGUACAGAAUCAGCUGGAAUUUCAGUUGGAGUCUGUGAUGGCCGAGUUCAAACUCUCGAACAACACACUUCGACGUAUGAUGUCACAUAUGAGUGACAACAUGGAUCGAGGCCUCGAAGGCGGACUAGCUAAAUCAACGAUAGCCAUGUUGCCUUCGUUCGUACCCGAAUUGCCGGAUGGUACCGAACGCGGAAGAUUCGUCGCUAUGGAUUUGGGUGGUACAAAUUUAAGAGUGAUGAUCAUGGAAAUUGAACCAGGUGAAAAAAUGCGAACGAAACAGUUUAACACACGUAUGCCCAAUGCAGCCAUGCACGGUACCGGUAAACAGUUAUUCGACUAUAUAGCCAAGGCGCUGGCUGACUUCCUCAUUGAAAAAGAUAUGGCUAACGAUAAUCUGCCAGUCGGUUUCACAUUUUCCUAUCCAUGUGACCAGACUGGUCUACGAAGUGCCACUUUGUUACGGUGGACAAAAGGUGUCACUGCGACGGGAGUUGUCGGGGAGGACGUUGUGAAACUACUAGAAGAAGCUAUCGCAAGAGAUGGGCGAAUCAAGGUCGAAGUGGUGGCGCUGAUCAACGACACAGUGGGAACGAUGGUUGCCGCUGCGUAUGAAGCUAAAGGCGAAUGCGAUCUUGGAGUGAUCAUUGGAACCGGAACCAAUGCCUCCUAUAUGGAAGAUUCGAAACGAAUUAUUCACGGAUUGGAGAAUGCAUCGGAACCCUAUCACCAUAAACAGAUGAUUAUCGACACGGAAUGGGGAGGUUUUGGCGAUAAUGGAGAAGCCGAGUACAUCUUCACUCAGUACGAUAAGAUCGUCGAUGAACGUUCUGAUCAUCCUGGAGUGAACUCGCUCGAUAAGUUAGUUGCCGGUAUGUGUAUGGGUGAGGUCGUUCGCCUUGUGCUUGAGAAAUUGUGUACUCAUAAGGUACUCUUCAAUGGAAAUGGUUCAAAAAUUCUGUACACAAUCGGAUCAUUCCCAACAAAGUAUAUUUCUGAAAUUCUACAGCGAUGUACUCUGAGAAUUCCAUUCAAUAUGUUUGUUCCUAGUGAUGACUGUGGAUCGUACUCGAAUACGAGGCAAAUUAUGGACGAGUUGAAUAUCGACGAUUACACAUUCUCUGAUAUGUUGCUGUUCCGUGAGGUCUGUUUGGUGGUAUCACGAAGAAGUGCAAAUCUCAGUGCUGCAGCAAUUGCCUGCGUAUUAAAUCGAGUACGUCGGCCGAAGAUGACGGUCGCAAUUGAUGGAAGCACAUACAAAUAUCAUCCAUUUUUCGACCAUUGGGUUGUCGACAAAAUCAAGGAGCUCAUCGAUCCUGGACUUGAGUUCAGAGUGAUCCAAACCGGUGAUGGUAGCGGUAAGGGAGCAGCGUUGAUCGCUGCCAUUGUCACUCGUGUGAAACGAGCCGAGGAGAAGCGAAAGAAGGACGAAGCAGCACGAUUGGCACGUGAAGCAGAAGAAGCGGAGAGGAGGCGUAAAGCCGAAGAGGAACGUCUUCGACUUGAGGCUGAGGAACGUCAACGUGAGAAGGAGGCGGAAGAGGAUCGAGCCCGAAAAAUCGAAGAACUCAUGUCCUACGGCGCGGAUCGUGCUAAAGAGGAACAAACAAACUAUGUGACAUUGGAAGAUUGA
This is a messenger RNA of Haemonchus placei, 1719 nucleotides long. The record is from the annotation of a GenBank genome assembly. NCBI's taxonomy places the organism in Eukaryota, Metazoa, Nematoda, Chromadorea, Rhabditida, Trichostrongylidae.